CAGAGCGGCGCGGGGACGUGCGUGCGCCGGCCUCCCGGCGGGCAUGGCGGUGUGCGCUCGGCUCUGCGGCGUGGGCCCGGCGCGCGGGUGUCGGCGACGCCAGCAACGCGGGGGCCCUGCCGAGACGGCGGCGGCCGACAGCGAGCCGGACACGGACCCGGAGGAGGAGCGCAUCGAGGCGGGGCCCUCGCCGCCGCCGCCGCGCUGCUCGCUGCUGGACCUGCCGCCCGAGCUGCUGGUGGAGAUCUUCGGCUCACUGCCCGGCACCGACCUGCCCAGCCUGGCGCAGGUCUGCAGCAAGUUCCGCCGCGUGCUGCACACCGACACCAUCUGGCGGCGGCGCUGCCGCGAGGAGUACGGCGUUUGUGAGAACCUGCGGAAGCUGGAGAUCACCGGUGUGUCCUGCCGGGACGUCUAUGCCAAGCGUAUAAACCCGCGCGUGAAGUCGGGGCGCUUCCUGAGAAUCCUCCCUGACUACGAGCACAUGGAGUACAGGGACGUGUACACCUGCCUGCUUCACCGAUACCGACACAUCUUGGGAUUGUGGCAGCCAGACAUCGGGCCGUACGGAGGGCUCCUGAACGUGGUGGUAGAUGGCCUGUUCAUCAUUGGCUGGAUGUACCUGCCACCCCACGACCCUCACGUGGAUGACCCCAUGCGAUUCAAGCCUUUGUUUCGAAUCCACCUGAUGGAGAGGAAGUCGGCCACCGUGGAGUGCAUGUACGGCCACAAGGGGCCCCACAAUGGCCACAUCCAGAUAGUGAAGAAGGACGAGUUCUCCACCAAAUGCAACCAGACCGACCACCACAGGAUGUCAGGCGGGCGGCAGGAGGAGUUCCGGACGUGGCUGAGGGAGGAGUGGGGCCGCACGCUGGAGGACAUUUUCCACGAGCACAUGCAGGAGCUCAUCCUGAUGAAGUUCAUCUACACCAGUCAGUACGACAACUGUCUGACCUACCGCCGGAUCUACCUCCCGCCUAGCCACCCCGACGACCUCAUCAAGCCUGGCCUCUUCAAGGGCACCUAUGGCAGCCACGGCCUGGAGAUCGUGAUGCUCAGCUUCCACGGCCACCAUGCCAGGGGCACCAAGAUCACGGGUGACCCCAACAUCCCCGCCGGGCAGCAGACGGUGGAGAUUGACCUGAGGUACCGCAUCCAGCUGCCUGACGUCGAGAAUCUCCGCAACUUUAACGAGCUGUCGAGGAUUGUCCUGGAGGUCGGCGAGCAGGUGCGGCAGGAGCAGCAGCAGGAGGCCGGCGAGGGCCCUUCCCAGGCCCAGGACCCGCCACCCAGGGAGGCCGACACGGUGCCCGCCGAGGGCAGCGGGAAACCUGCAGACGGAGAGGCUGCAGCUGAGCAGCCGGCCCAGUCUGGCAAGGGGCAGCCGUUCGUGCUGCCCAUGGGCGUGAGCUCCAGGAACGAGGACUAUCCCCGCACCUGCCGGCUGUGCUUCUACGGCACAGGCCUCAUUGCUGGCCACGGCUUCACCAGCCCCGAGCGCACCCCUGGCGUCUUCGUCCUGUUCGACGAGGACCGCUUUGGCUUCAUCUGGCUGGAGCUGAAGUCCUUCAGCCUGUACAGCCGCGUCCGGGCCGCCUUCCGGAACGCCGAUGCGCCCUCGCCCCAGGCCUUCGAGGAGAUGCUCAAGAACAUCCAGUCCCUCACGUCCUGACCGCCCUGCCCCUGCGGGCCGGCCUGGUGCGCCCCGCGUCGUGCCGGAAGCAGCAUGCACUUGGACACGCGGCCUUUCACCAGGACGUGCGCUUUCUCGUUGGACUCCGGCCGGCCCGAGACACUUUAUGUAUAGCGUGUAACAUAUCCUGUACAUUGUUGGUAGUCGUGAAGGGGACGCUGAGCAUGUGAGGACAGAGAAGGGAAGAGUGAGCGAGCAGAGUGAGCCUGACCCCGAGGAGUGGCUGUGGCACGCAGGGACAGACUGGGGGCCAGGUCCCUGGCGAGUGUCUUCGAGGCAAAACAGGACCCCCCUUUGGGGUUACGGCGCAGCAGCCGGGCAUGUUCCCCUGAGCAGAUGCAGUGCAGGGUCCGGGAGGUGGCGAGGAGACAUCCCGCUGGCACCCACAUGGGUGAGGGGAGGACGGUGUGCCUGGAGCCACCCGGGUUGGGGCCAGGCCUCAGGUAGGGUUCCCAGUCUCUGCUGGCCCGCCAGGCGUUAGGGCCCAGGCAUUUCACUCCGGUCCUUUCCCCGUUGGUGAAAUUGGGCUAGCCCUGCAGGUCCCGGGACCGUCAGUGUAGACAUCCGCAGCAUCUGUACCAUUCCCUGGCAGCCGUGUCUACACUGCUUCUGCAUCUGCUUCCGAGGCUCCUCUGACGCCCGGCUGUCCCGGCUCCAGGCUGGGUGUUGUUCUGCGCCCAUGCCCCACGCUCCCCCUUCUGCGCCCGCUCUGCACCCAGUGGCCUGGCACUUGCGGGUGUCCAGUCUGCAGGGCACAGGGCUGUCCCCACGCUUUGCUGUCAUUGCGUGGCACACACAGGCUGAACAGGUGCACUUCAGAGCCAUUUGCAGGUGGGAGCGUGGCCUUCCAGCCCUUCUGGAGGCCGGGACCCUGCGGCACGGAGGCCUGAGAGCCACUGUGGCCCUGCUUGUUGGCGCCUGCAUUUGUAGACCCCCAUCCACGGCCUGGCUGACACUGGUGUCUCUGGAAGGACAGGGCCCCUUGGACUCUGUCACACUUCCUGCCCUGUGGCUCGUGCAGCCCUGGGUGGGCUCCCGGUGUGCACCUUCCCUCUCAUGGCUGGCCCCUCAUGGCUGCUCUGAACCGUCCUCCAGGCGCUCAGGACUUACUCUGCUGCUGAGAGAUACCCUGGCAGUCAUGUGGUGCCUUUGCCUAGAGAUCCACCGGGGACACCCCAUGAAACAUUUUCCUAAUUAAUUUUUCCCCAACUGGCCUUAAACUUCCACGGUCCUACCUUCCACUCACCGGCAGCACCUCACUUUGCUCCCGAGUGCAGAGCUGAGCAGCUCUUGCGAGGUCCCCAUGUGACGCUGCCCCUGGAGGAUCUGACGGGAUGCAGGUCGAGAGGCCGAGAGGCAGGCAGAGCAGGCAGGCGUCCUCCUGGGCAGGGCAGCGCCCCUGACCUGUGAAGUGAGACACCCCGGGUGCUUCUGCCCCAGUCUAGCGUUUUUUGCAGGACUGAGCCUGACGUCUGUGUCACUUCCUUGCCAGAAGAGGCAGCCCAAGAACGGAGGACAGUGGAGACCAAGGACGGUUGGGUGCCCUGUAAGUUUCACCACUGUUGAUAGGAACCCUAGAGAAAGCAUUUUUUACUCAGAGCCGCGGCUUGCUCUGAGGGACCCUUCUGCUCGGAGGAAUCCCUUUAGCGCUGUAAAGAGCACAGUGAUUGAAGAGACGUAAUUAUUAAAAAAAAGCCUCAAAUCUAAA
Molecule: messenger RNA, 3401 nt
Organism: Cavia porcellus (domestic guinea pig)
Lineage: Eukaryota; Metazoa; Chordata; Mammalia; Rodentia; Caviidae
Gene: Fbxo31
Product: F-box protein 31
Exons: 10
Coding region: 44-1672 (542 amino acids)
Biological process (GO): SCF-dependent proteasomal ubiquitin-dependent protein catabolic process
Cellular component (GO): SCF ubiquitin ligase complex
Molecular function (GO): protein binding
Source: RefSeq, a predicted model, not a curated record